This is a messenger RNA of Nymphaea colorata (pocket water lily), 1995 nucleotides long. RefSeq names its product pectinesterase-like. Gene Ontology annotation, biological process: cell wall modification. Lineage: Eukaryota; Viridiplantae; Streptophyta; Magnoliopsida; Nymphaeales; Nymphaeaceae. The coding region runs from base 98 to 1705 and encodes 535 amino acids. The transcript has 2 exons. The record is from RefSeq and is a predicted model, not a curated record. Gene Ontology annotation, molecular function: pectinesterase inhibitor activity; pectinesterase activity.
CUCCCAAUCCUCACGCACGACGACGCCACCAGAGUGUCGGGAAUCCCCCACUCUUUUUCCUCUCUUCUCCCCGGCCUCCCCGAGAAGAAGAGGAACAAUGGGCAGAUUCACCAACUUCCUCUGCUUGGCCAUGGCCGCCCUGCUCUUCCUCCCCCUCUGCUUCUCUCGAUCGCUGAUCGAAGAGCAGAACUUCAAGGUGGCUAACUCCGCCUGCGAUGGCACCCUGUACCCUGAGCUCUGUGUCUCAACCCUCUCCACCCUCCCCAACCUCGCCAAGAAGAGCCUCCCCGACAUGAUCUGCCACACCGUGGAGACCGUCGAGAAGGAUGUCGAGCAGUCAUCCUCUAGCUGCAACUCCAUCUACAGGAAGCGGAAGCUCGACUUCCGGCAGAGGGUUGCCCUCGCCGACUGCAAGGAGCUCUUCUCGGACACUCUCGCGGAGCUCAACAUCACCGUCAAGGACCUCAGGUCCGUCAUCAACUCCAACCGCUCUGACGAGGCUCUGACCCUCUUGAGCGCGGCCAUGACCAACCAGUACACUUGCUUGGAUGGGUUCGCCUACAGCAAUCACUCUAUCCGGCAUUUCAUAGAGGGCGGGCUCUAUAACAUCUCCAAGCUCUUGAGCAACUCCCUCGCCUUGGCGCACAAGAUCACGCCCAACAAGACCAAGUCCGCGGAGGUCUACGAGCAGGGGAAGGACGGGUUCCCCAAGUGGAUGUCGGCCGGCGACCGGCGUCUGCUGCAGACGACCGCCAGCGGCAUAAAGGCCGACGUGGUGGUGGCCAAGGACGGAAGCGGCAAGUACACGACGGUGUCGGCGGCUGUCGCGGCGGCCCCUAGCAGCAGCAAGAGUAGGUACGUCAUAUACAUCAAGGCCGGCACCUACAAUGAGGUGGUGGACGUGCCCAAGGGCAAGACCAACCUCAUGUUCAUUGGGGAUGGCAUCGGAAAGACUGUGAUCACGGGAAACCGCAACGUCAAGGACGGAUGGACCACCUUCCGGUCCGCCACCGUCGCUGUGGUGGGGAACGGGUUCAUUGCCAGGGACAUCACUUUCCAGAACACGGCGGGAGCGAGCAAGCACCAGGCCGUGGCUCUCCGGGUGGGUUCCGACCUCUCGGCCUUUUACCGCUGCAGCUUUGUCGGGUACCAGGAUACUCUGUACGUCCACUCCCUCCGGCAGUUUUACAGGGAGUGUGACAUCUACGGCACCGUCGACUUCAUCUUCGGCAAUGCAGCCGUCGUCUUUCAGAGCUGCAACCUCUAUGCCCGUCGACCCGACGCAGGGCAGAAGAACAUCUACACCGCACAGGGGAGGGAGGACCCGAACCAGAACACCGGCAUCUCGAUCCAGAACUGCAAGCUCUCGGCCUCGUCCGACCUCGCAGCCGUCAAGUCGAGCUUCAAGACCUACCUGGGGAGGCCGUGGAAGCAGUACUCUCGGACCGUGGUCAUGCAAUCUCAGAUCGAUGAUGUGGUGGACCCUGCCGGAUGGCUUGAGUGGUCCGGCAACUUCGCGCUCAGCACCCUGUUCUAUGGGGAGUACCUGAACCGGGGUGCCGGCGCCGGCACCUCGAGCAGGGUUAAAUGGCCCGGCUACAGGGUGCUUUCCGCCUCUGCGGCCAGCCAAUUCACCGUCGACAACUUUAUUGGCGGGAGUAACUGGCUCCCUGCCACCGGCGUUCCAUUCUCGGCCGGCAUGUGAUCGCUGCCGCGUGUAAUCUCUUUCGAGUUGUCAGUGCAGUAGUUCGUCACCGUCAGCUGGCUGCUCCUCCUCUUUUCUGCACCGGCCGGCGUAAGAAAUUUUACUACUUCUGUGGUGCUUUCCCCAUCGUCGUUUCCGCCUGUUUGUUUUACUAAUGUCUGAAUUUAAAUGAAACCCAGCCCCUCUUCGCCUUUCUCUAUAUUCUCUUCUGCUGCCAAACAUAGGGGCGCAACACGCGUCUAUGGUGUACUACCUUAUUAUUGCAGAGUAACUGUAUUGUGGCUAUUUCA